Molecule: messenger RNA, 2382 nt
Organism: Triticum aestivum (bread wheat)
Lineage: Eukaryota; Viridiplantae; Streptophyta; Magnoliopsida; Poales; Poaceae
Exons: 11
Coding region: 1-2382 (793 amino acids)
Biological process (GO): protein phosphorylation
Molecular function (GO): ATP binding; protein kinase activity
Source: RefSeq, a predicted model, not a curated record
AUGGGUGUGUUCCUCCAUACGCCCUACGAGGAGUUCAUUGUGAACAUAUGGCGCUUCAUGGCCAUCCGAUUCGGCUUAGCCUUAGGGCCGUCGUUCAUUAGUGAUUCCUCGAGGCGUCUGGUGCACGGGGCGCACGUGUUGACGGCCGACGAAAUGCGCACGUCGUUCUACCGGAAGGUUGUCCUCUCGCCGGCCUCCCCGCGCCGCCCCGGCAGCUAUGGUACGGCCAUGCUAAUCCUGGGCCCGGAUUUCGGCGCCCCGGCCUUCGCCACAGCGGAGGACGCUGUGUGGAUGCUGGCGCCGUCGCACGACGGCGUGGAGGACGCUAUCCACCACAACGGCCGGUUCCUAUCCGUCUCCUACUCCGGCGUCGUGGAGGCGUGGCAACGUGACACUGAGUCAGGCGGUUACACAAGCACGGCUGUCACGCCAAGGCUGACCAUUGAGGAAGGUGGCUCGUCGUGCCAUCGCAAGUACCUGGCGACUGCUCCAGGUGGGCGGCUGAUGGUGGUGCUCAAGUACGCCCAGGUGACCAGGGGCAAGGAUCUGUACGGCCGGCAUAGGUGGACGUGCUCCUUCAAGGUGCAUGUCCUCGGCGCCGGGCAGUGGAAGAAGACGAGGGACAUUGGUGACGUCGCGCUGUUCGUCGGGGUGAACAACUCGUUGUGCGUGCCGACAAGUGGGCGCCCCGAUAUCAAGGCCGGCUGCAUCUACUUCACUGACGACGAACCGAGGGUCGCCGCGCUUGGUGAGCCCAAGGACUUAUGGGCUGAUGAGUCCGACGCUCGGGCCGUCAGGGUGUACUGCCUCAAGGAUGACACGGUAAAGAAGAUGGAGGCGCUCGAGCACCACUACCGGUCAAAACCGAGGCUUGCCGCGCUUAGCGAGCCCAAGGACUUAUGGGCCGACGAGUCCGACGCUCGGGCCGUCGGGAUGUACUACAUCAAGGAUGGCACCGUAAAGAAGAUGGAGGCGCUCGGGCACCACUACCGUAGGUUGUCGGCGCGGCCGGUUGCUAUGUCAUUUUUGGGAGGGCUGGGGUGCAAGGAGAACUCGGGGAUUGGGGACUGGGACUGGGAUGGGGAUGGGGAGGAUGCGGAUGAGGAUGAGGAUGGGGAUGGGGAGGAUGGGGAUGGGGAGGAUGAGGAUGAAGAUGGGGAUGGGGAUGGGGAGGAUGAGGAUGAGGAUGAGGAUGGGGAUGAGGAUGGAUCAAUUUCUGGAGGUUAUGAUAGUGGUGAUGAUUCAGAAUGCAGCAAGGAGGAUGGAGAUGAGGAGCAUGGGGAUACUGACCAAGAUCUGAUUAAGCUUCGUAUUUGGCCAGCGCAGAAGCACCUGUUGCUUAAAUUUUUUAGUGGCAAGCAAUGGAAAUUAACAAAAGCCUACCGCCUAAUCUGGUUGAAACGUGAUGAAUUGGAAGAGCUAUGCAAGUUUUCUCUUAAAAUGGAUGGUCCUAUUCCUGCUCCCUUUACCACAGUUCCUUCUGGAACUGUUGAUGAUCUUCUAGCUUGUUUGAAACCGUCAAUCAACAGUUUCCAUGUUUGUAAAAAACUUGGCAAAGCUAGCGACUGCAAAAAAUUUAAGUGCCUUAUUUCGGGUAGUAAAUGUGCUGUUAAAUGCAUCCCUCUGCGUGCAUCUUGCUUCGAAGAGCCAAGGGAAGUUAACAUCAUUUCAAGUUUGAGGAAUGGGCGCAUUAUGAUGCUUUUUCAGCCAGAUAACAUAUUCCUGGGCUCUGAUUAUGAAGUCCGAAUUGGAGACUUUGGAGAUGCCUGUUGUGGCCAAGACGAGCUUGGAAAAUAUGGCGGUACGCCUAAUUGUGGCACAAAAAGUUAUUUGGCGCCAGAGCUUGACAGUGAUGAGAAGAUAACUGAGAAGGUUGACAUUUACUCAGUCGGUGUAAUGUUUUUUGAGCUGCUGACACGAUUUGGGUCUUUAUUGGAGAGAGCGUUGGCAUUUGAGGAACUGAGAGAUAAAGGGCCUCCAGAUGGCUGGAAGGGUGAUUAUGAGGGCGACCGCGAACUUUAUGAUAGAAUGACCUCUUUGAAACCUGCUGACCGGCCUUCGGUGGAUGAGAUCCUGCUUACUCGAGUGCUUGAGAUAUUCAUUCGGUUUAAGGCACCUGGCACCAAUAUUGCUUCCACCCGCCUCCCCUCUCUCUUACCGCUGCUCCGGUUAGUGCCCUCACUGGAGCGCGAGGAGGUCGCGGCAGACCUGCUCUACGCUGUCGGGACUGUGGGGAUGGAGUUGUUGCUGGUGUUCAUCCACAUCUACGUCACCACCAUCAAGUGGUUCCUCCGGACGCUCUGGGCCACCAGCAUGCUCGGAUCCGUGCUUGUCGGCCCGGGGGCGACCUUUGCGGCGCUGACAGGCGUCUCGAGUAUUUAA